Lytechinus variegatus (green sea urchin) is the source of this 2900-nucleotide messenger RNA. RefSeq lists its product as uncharacterized. NCBI's taxonomy places the organism in Eukaryota, Metazoa, Echinodermata, Echinoidea, Temnopleuroida, Toxopneustidae. Bases 448 to 2466 code for a protein of 672 amino acids. Gene Ontology annotation, biological process: positive regulation of DNA-templated transcription. Gene Ontology annotation, molecular function: ubiquitin-protein transferase activity; zinc ion binding. The record is from RefSeq and is a predicted model, not a curated record. The transcript has a single exon. Gene Ontology annotation, cellular component: chromatin; nucleoplasm.
GGACAGAACUUUAAUAUCUCAUGCUGUGAGCCAUUUCUAGGUGGUCACGUGGACACUCUUGGAUGCCUGUCAUCACUUCGGAUUCGUUAAGGAAAGGAUGUCGUAAAGACAACGCCAUCAUCAAUCAACUGAACACAUCUCUCCAAACGUCUGGUUCUCAGGCUAUCAAAGUUCACUCCCCUUGAAUCUUUAACAUACAAACUGUCUAUUAACAAGUGACAUCCAUUUCAGAACAUUUACAUCUACGGACAUGCACUAUUUGUAGCAUUUAUGUUUGCAUUUUGGAAUGGCAAUAUAUGCAUUUUCAUUAAAUAAAACACCAUCUCUGUCAUAUUGAGAACGGAUUACAGCAAGUAGGCCCUACUGGUAUAUGUCUGUCAACUAUAUGCAAUGCAUUUGUUCGAUUGUUUUCUGUAACCGGAGAUGAUGUGAACGAUACCUCUGAAUAUGGAAUCUUCAGAAAAGAGUUUGCUUUCAAUAUUUUGCGAGGAGUUAAAGUGCGCUCUCUGUCUAGAUCUGCUUAAAAAUCCGCGAUUGCUCAUUUGUAUCCACAGUUUCUGUGAGGAUUGCCUAGAGACAUAUUACAAGAAAGAAAACCAUAGCGUUGGAAAGAUCGCAUGUCCGGUCUGUGACGAAGACACCGUUUUAUCCGAUGCGGGAAUAUCCGGACUGAGGCGUGAUUUUCGCGCCAUCGGUCUGAUGGAAAGAAUGGCGAAAGAUAAAAAAAAGAUGCAGCAGCAGAAGGCGAGGGAAAGACUAAAGCUAUGUGAGGUUUGCGGUCAUAUAGAUCAAGCAACAACGUCCUUCUACAUGUGCCCAGAAUGCAAGUUAGCUUUGUGCAAAGAGUGUGGGACGGCGCACAAGCAUCCUGUGUGUUUUAGUACGCAUCAUGUACAUGGCGACGGGUUAGAACUGCAAGAUGCCGAUGAUCAAGAUAAGAUGAUCUUCUGCGAGAAACAUGAAGGAAAGAAGAAAGAGCUGUUUUGCAAGUUAUGUCUCGUACCGGUCUGUGAUCUUUGUUCUAUCAUAUACCAUCCUGUACAGCAGAACCAUGAUUGUAUCAAGGUUGAAGAUUUUGUCCCUGUGAUGCGUAAAGAAAUACAGUUACGAUUGUCUAGACUGACUGAAGCACACAAAACAUGUGGGACCACCAUUUCUUUGAUUAGGAACGCAGAAAAAACUGCCGAGGCACAGAAAGAUGUCCUUGAUAGUGCAAUUCAUCUUGGCAUGGAAAAAUCUGAAAUGAAUUUGAAAACUAGGAAUAAAGCCUAUUUGAACUUACGGAAUCAAACUUUUAGUCAGUGGACAGAGAUAAUCGAAGAAAGGGCUGAAAACAUAGAAAAAAUUCGGUUGAAAGCAAAAAGAACACUUGAGGAAAAUAUAAAGUUCGCUUCAAUCGCUUCCAUGCACAACGACCUUCUGGCAUCCUGUGAUAGCAUUCUCUCUCAGAAUCCAGAUAAAUUUAUCUGCAGAGAGAUAAAGAAAAUCAUUGGAGAAAAACUGCUCCAUUUCAGAUUGACAGACAGAGGGCCUUCAUUCGAACCUUUGCUCACGAUCCAUGAAAUAUUUGACAAAAAAAAUAUAUCCGUAUCAGAUGUUAGCAGAAUGUUGGCCGUAACAUUUACCUAUGAUAAUAGAAUAGCCAUUUUGUGUUACUUUACUGGACCUUCUACAUUAGCAACUAAAACGGACUACUUUUACCAGAGUCAUAGUCAGAGUUACUAUAAAGCUUCAAAUAUUCUGUAUGAAAUGACGAAUUAUUACGCCAUACAACAAACUACGGCAUCCCCACGAGUGGCGACUAAAUUCGGAAUAGAAACAAGACUCAAGGAGAAAUUCCAUUUAAGUAGCGCUAAAUGGAGCUUUGCAUCACUAUCAGACCUAAGAUUUGUAUUAGGCGAUGGCAAACUGGAUGGAGACGUAUACCGCAUCACAAAUUUACCAGGCCCCACUUCAGACAUCGCCACUGACCUCAAAGACAACAUUUACUGCAGUGUUCCAAGUUGCAAACAAAUUUGCGUAGUUCGUAGCGAUGGGCCUCAUUUAAAAGCGAUUCCUACUGGGAACCUAACACCAGAUCAGAUUGCAGUAUGUCCUCAUAGUCCGAAUCAGGUCAUAUUCACCCACGACUCUUCAAAAGUGUCAGUUGUCGACUUGAGUGGGAAGCUUCUGAGAACCAUCACCCGUCCGGAAUGGAAAGAAGUAGCUAUCGGAUGCGACAACGACAGUAUACUCUACGUCCUGUGGAAGAACAAAGCAGGGUUGAGGACUCUACAGAGGUUCUAUUUGAAUGGAGACCCGUUCAUGGGUGCUAUCUUUCAAGAAGAGAAACAUGUCUGUACACGACUUCUUCUGGCAGUAUCCCCAGCAGGAGACGUAGCUGUUGUUACCAGUAACCGCAAUGUUGCGCUGAUUACGACUAAGCGUGAAUUCACUGGCGAAGAAACUACCUUGCCAACUGAUUGAAACACCAACCAAUGGCCGAAAACUGGGUGGCAUAUUUUAUGUUAACUCUAAUGAUGGUUUGUUAACUCUUAAUCAUCCCUGUUCAAUUAAUCUUUUCGCCUAGCCUAGUAUGCAGCUUGCUCUUAGACUUGCAUGCCUUUCACUUUGAGUUCCCGGACAUGCACAGCUAUAGUCUUUUAUGAUGAAUUCCAUAAUCCUACGGAGGUUCUUAGAGUAGCGCUCCUUGAAACAGGUCUGACUAUGCCUCAUUAAGGCGGCACUUGUCCCAACCAUCCCAUGGAGUAUACAGGAAAAUAGGGUUGUGGAGAGGAGGCUGAUCCAAGUCUGUUUAGUAGGCCUACGUAAUAGGUAAUAUCUUGGCAAUGUUGUUGUGGUGGCAUGAACUGUCCAUGAUAUGCCCAAGGACGGUUGUGUCUCUGGCCAGUGGCGUACCG